Messenger RNA from Bursaphelenchus okinawaensis, 1941 nucleotides. The record is from the annotation of a GenBank genome assembly. NCBI's taxonomy places the organism in Eukaryota, Metazoa, Nematoda, Chromadorea, Rhabditida, Aphelenchoididae.
AUGGAGUUACUAGAGCGGAUCUACGUAACUCUAGUCGAGUUUGAAGUAUUUAUGGUCAUGUGUUGCUGGGGCUAUAUUUUUAAAGUGUUUUUGCCAUUUGUGUGGAAGUCAAAGGUGUUUCAUGUCAACUACAAGAUCUUGCUUGUAAGUUAAAUAACUAUUUUUCACCCCACCCUGCUCAAGCCCUACCCAAUACCUACCCAAGUCUUAUCCACGCCUGCUUCAUGCGAUACCCACACCUUAUUUACGCACUACACACGCCUUACUCUACCUUACUUUACCCUACGUAACCCUUCGCUACCGUAAUCUUUAGUACCUUUCCCUACAGUAUGCCUCUUAAACCUUAAAUUUUUUAAUUUUUAAAGCUUGUAGUACAUUUUUUUCUCUGCCAUAAACAACCUUUUACAGACAGUACUAGGUAUGCAAUUCAACGUAGUAGCCAGUUUCCGGCUAGUCUACUUAUUUGUCUACCUAAAAGUGCACAAUGGUAUACUCGAGUACGAUGAGAGCAUUGACGUUGGUACUGGUUUUCCAAUGUUUUUAAAGAUCAUGCACGUUGGUGGACUAGACAUGGUAGUACUAACUAGUGUGGUGCUGGCUAUGGAACGAUUUGCUGCUACGUACUAUGCUGACAAGAACUAUAAUGCUCAGAAUGCCAAACUCGGCAUACUAUUAUUGAUUUUUGACUUUGUGGCUGGUAAUGCUCAUGGCGUGUUCUUGGCGCUGUAUCAGUACUAUUCGGACAUACCCAAGGAGUGCCGGAUUCGACCGCUGAUGGAGGCGGAUCAUAAUGAGUUUUGGUUUGGGUUCUUCAAGGGAUGGUCGGCUUGUAUUGGGGGAUGUGUAGUAAGUUGUUCUAGCUCAAGUUCUAGCUCUAGCUCUAGCUCAAGUUCUAGCUCUAGCUUUAACGCUAGCUCUAGGUCUAGCGCUAGUUCUAGCUCUAGCUCUAACUCUAGCUAGCUUUCGCUUUAGUCCUAGUCUACAGUAAUAUCUUGUAAUUUCAGACCUUUGGAGUAAUCUACGUAUGGGGCCAAAAACGUCGUCACAAUUACAACUUCUCGUUGGACGUAAAAUUCCAAAUCAGUAACAACAUGACGACAGUACGAACGCUGUACAUUGUCGUGUUUGGUUACUUUAUCUGCGUUACUUUGGGAAUGUUAUACUUCUUGGCGUGGACGCCAUACUUAAACACCCGGAAGUGCACUGAUCCAGAUUUUCAGAUUGUUGUUUGGGUAGGUUGCCUUGUCCUGGCUUUGCCCUGCCUUUGCUAUGCCUUUGCCCUGCCUUUGCCCUACCCUUGCCUUGUCUUUGCCCUGCCUUUGCUCUGCCUUUGCUUUGGCUUUGCAUUGUUUUUGCCCUGCCUUUACCCUGCCUUUGCCCUACCUUUGCCCUGCCUUUGCCCUGCCUUUGCCCUGCCUUUGCCCUGCCUUUGCCCUGCCUUUGCCCCGCCUUUGCCCUGCCUUUGCCCUGCCUUUGCCCUGCCUUUGCCCUGCCUUUGCCCUGCCUUUGCCCUGCCUUUGCCCUGCCUUUGCCCUGCCUUUGCCCUGCCUUUGCCCUGCCUUUGCCCUGCCUUUGCCCUGCCUUUGCCCUGCCUUUGCCCUGCCUUUGCCCUGCCUUUGCCCUGCCUUUGCCCUGCCUUUGCCCUGUUUUUGCUCUGCCUUUGCCUUGCUACUCUACUUUGCCCAAACAAUUACCGUAACCCCAUCUCUAUUUCAGACCGGUCACCUAUGGAUGGCCCUGUACUACUACUCCUACAUCUGGGGUAUUGUAUACUACAGUAACAAACCACCAAAGCCGUCGAAGAAGGUGAAGCCAAAGUACGAAGCCGAUUACUUCCAGACCAUGAACAGUGGCUGGGACAUGCCAACACAAGAGAAGAAAGGCUUUAGUAUUAAGGACCUGCCUGGUGAAAUCAAAAAGUUCUUGGCCGAAAUCAUGUAG